AUGUUUGUGACCAGCUUCCCGCCCUGCAGUACCAAGCACAAAACCAUCCUGGAGGCGCGCAGCGGGCUGGGGCCCAUCAAGGCGUACCCACGGCUGGGCCCCACGGCCAGCGGGGAGCCAGGCAGCCAGGACCCCAACGCUCAGGAGCGCACCUUCCACUGUGAGAUCUGCAAUGUCAAGGUCAACUCGGAAAUCCAGCUCAAACAGCACAUUUCCAGCCGGAGACACCGGGAUGGGGUAGCCGGGAAGCCCAACCCCCUCCUGAGCCGGCACAAGAAGCAGCGCAGCUCAGCCGAGCUGGGGGGCCCCCUGGCCUUCCCCAAGGACCUGCCCAAGUCGCUGGCGGCCGGACUCCUGCCCAGCCCCUUGGCCAUGGCAGCAGCGAUGGCAGCCGCGGCCUCCGCCCCCCUGACGCUGCGCCCAACGCCCCCACUCCUGCAGGGGCCCCCCUUAACGCACCCACUGCUGCGUCCAGCCCCGGGGCCCAUCAGAACUGCUCACGGGCCCAUCCUCUUCUCGCCGUACUGACGCCCGCUGCUGUGCCCCUCGACGCCCACCUCCGCUGGACCCGCCCGGCGCCCACCCGAGCUCCUGGGGGCUUGGCGGGGGCUGGGUGGAGCUUGGGGCCUUUCGUUUGUGGCUUUUUAACUGGAAUUCGGAUCCUUUUUCCCCAGAAGAAAAGGGACAAGCCCAUCCCCCGCCUGCCCCCCAGCUCCGUCCCCCCAGGCCCAGCCAACUCUGCACAAGUGCUGGGCCCCGCGGGGAAGCGGCCGAGGGGACCCCCACAGCACCCUUCAUUGCUCUUUUCUCCCUGGUACCAAGGGUGGGGGGGAUCUGAAUCUUGGGAGAAGGACGGGGAAAGGGAGAAGCCCCCCCAUCGGACUCCAUGGAGUGUCAGGUUGGGGGGCGACCCCAGAUCGGGGGGAGGGUCCCCCGGUACCUCAGGGAACUGAUCGCAAGCAAUCUCUUUUGUAUCUCUCUCUCCGCGGGGAGGCGCCCCCGUCCCUCCCAGAGCUGGGGGGCUCCCUACAGCCCCCCAGCAGGAUCCACGCGGGGCCAGGGAGCCCGCCAGCCACACAAGCCAUGUCCACUUGCACUGAGAGGCGCGAAGCCAGGAGCCCAGGGAUGCCCAUCCCCCCCGGGCUCAUGGCCCGCCCGGCCCGCCAGGAGAACGGACACCAUUGCAAUAACGUUGGGGCCUGGGCCGCCCCAUGUACAUAGCGCCCCCCACCCUCCCCCGUGCUUCCUCCAGCUGCCACCACGGCCCCCGGCCAGCAGCCUGUGGCCCACACUGUGCCCCUCGCGCCCCCCCCUCUACCCUUCGGGGCAGGAGCUUUGUGUCUAGAGGUAGCGCCCUUCCCCCCCCCUCCGUCCCUCGGGAGCCACUGGCUGGGCCAGGCCUGAGCCUCCUGCCGUGGGGCCAGGAGGUUGAGGGGAAGCCCCAAGCUUGGGUGAUUUUAUCAGCUGUGCUGAGAAUGAGGGGGGUGUCCCAGCUGGCGGGAGGGGGGCUGGGGAUGGCCGCCCUGUGGGGCAGGACUGGAUGGGGGGCCCCCCAAGCAACACACUGUGGGGCACCUGCUCGGAUGCUGCAGGGGCGGAGCCCUGGCCGGACCCUGGGGGUCUGAUCCAAGUGGGGCAGGGGAACCCAGCCUGGGCCGCGUGGGUGCCCAGCUGUCACCUCCCUGGGGCUGCAGCCCACACUAGGCCCUGCCCCUCCCCUCCCCCCACAGCCUGAGGGGUUCAGCCCAGGCAUUGAGCACAAGCUGAAUCACCCUUUGCCCUGCCGUGGGGCCCCUGCUAUCCCAACAGGGAGUGGGGGUGGGGGUCCCUGUGCCAGGGAGUAGGUGGUGCCCCAAGUUCCAGCCAGGAAACCUCCCCUCAUGUGUAGGAGGUCAGCUGGCCAGACCCUAGCUCAAAUACAUGGGUUGGAGGGGCGGGGCUUAGG
Messenger RNA from Terrapene triunguis (Three-toed box turtle), 1945 nucleotides. RefSeq names its product zinc finger protein 385A (gene ZNF385A). Gene Ontology annotation, cellular component: nucleus. The transcript has 4 exons. The record is from RefSeq and is a predicted model, not a curated record. Lineage: Eukaryota; Metazoa; Chordata; Testudines; Emydidae. The coding region runs from base 1 to 528 and encodes 175 amino acids.